Coregonus clupeaformis (lake whitefish) is the source of this 4671-nucleotide messenger RNA. RefSeq names its product rho GTPase-activating protein 45. NCBI's taxonomy places the organism in Eukaryota, Metazoa, Chordata, Actinopteri, Salmoniformes, Salmonidae. Gene Ontology annotation, cellular component: membrane. The transcript is spliced from 21 exons. Gene Ontology annotation, biological process: signal transduction; activation of GTPase activity. Gene Ontology annotation, molecular function: GTPase activator activity. The record is from RefSeq and is a predicted model, not a curated record. The coding region runs from base 385 to 4101 and encodes 1238 amino acids.
GUCUGCUGCAGAGAAGCUAGGGGACUUGGGGGACAGCAUGACAGAGGUCAAACUUUAAAUACACUUCACUUAUCAUAGGUUAUGGACCAGCAAUGACAUGUUUAGUGGGGUGUUUUAAAGGCUAAAGGUGAGCAUUUUAGGUCAUUUAAUUAAUUUAAAGUAGCCUAGUGGGAGAGAGAUGUUAUACUAUUGGGAUAUUUGGUUGAAUAUUUGAGGACAUUGUUGAUGAAUACUUAAAAAUACUUAAAGUUGUUAUAGUCUAUUCAAAAUAAACCUGUUAGUCACUGAUAACUGUGUCUGCAGAAUGACUCAUUUUUUUGUUUCUCACUCAUUGGAAAAUGUUUUUGUGGGUUAGUAAGCCAGUAUUGGUUGGUCACUUGCAAGAUGAGUCACAUUUCUGCUAAAGAUGAUGUUAAAACAAUAGUGAUAGAAACCAUGCUGAAACGGGGUAGCAAGAAUAGUUACAACCCAUACUCCACGGGUCAGAGAGUUAAGAAAGAGGAGGCUAACGCCAAGAACAAAUUGGACAAACGACCCAAUAGACCCAACGUCUGGCUCAAACAGCUGUCUAUUCUCCAGGAGCAGCCUCGUCGUGAUGCUAUCGACACCACCCCUUCCUCAACCUCAUCCUCCUCUUCCUCCUCCACCCUCUUCCCCAUUCCCGGUGCCCUAUCGGACUCCUCCGUGUCCUGCCCUGGCACCCCCAGUGUCCAGCACAGCAAGCUGGUGGGGGUGGGCUGCCCGUCCCCAGGGGCCACCAUGAAGAGGCCCACCGGCCUCAGCCGUCAUGCCAGUGCCGCGGGGUUCCCUAUCCACUCCUGGGUGUUCACCAAGGGCCAGGGGAAGGGGGCUGUCACCCCCACCCCUACCACCCCACAGGACAGCUCAGAGAGCAUGGCCAUUGAGGUGGAGGACAUCCCCUCUCUGUUAAGGGAUGUGGCCCGCUUUGCUGAGGCCGUAGAGAAGUUGAAGGACGUUGUAUUGGGGGAAGAAAAGCAGGAGAACCGUCGCCCUCUGGCCCAUGAGUGCCUGGGGGAGGUCCUGAGGGUCCUACGACAGGUCAUCAGCACCUACCCCCUCCUCAACACAGUGGAGACCCUCACUGCUGCAGGCAAACUCAUAUCUAAGGUCAAAGGAUUUCAUUAUGAGACGUGUAAUGACACAGACAAGAAGGACUUUGAGAAGGCCAUUGAAACCAUUGCAGUUGCUUUUAGUAGCAAUGUGUCAGAGCUGCUGAUGGGGGAGGUGGACAGCAGUACCCUACUGUCCCUGCUGCCAACAGAGAAGAGCAGGUCUAUGGAGAACCUGUAUGGGGUGUCGGGUCAGGGACUAGAGGGAGCUCAGAUGAGGAGUGACCUGCAGGACUUUGGACGGGCCGAGGAGGUGGACAUCAUGCUGCAGCGUAGUGAAGGGGGAGUGGACUCUGCUCUGGCCUACGCUAAGACCAUCUCUAAAUACAUGAAGGACCUGAUGAGCUACGUGGAGAAGAGGACCUCACUGGAGGUGGAGUUUGCCAAGGGCUUACAAAGACUGUACCAUUCCAGCAAGCACAGCAUCACACAUCCCCACAUGCCCUUCUACUCAAUCUACUCUCUGGCUCUGGAGCAGGACUUGGAGCAGAGCAGUGGCGUGCAGCAGGCCACCUCCACACUGCACAACCAGACCUUCCUACAGCCUCUGAUGCAGCGUAAACACGAGCAUGAGAAGAAACGCAAGGAGGUCAAGGAACAGUGGUACCGAGCCAAGAGGAAACUGCUGGAAUGUGAGUCUAACCUGCGCAAGGCCAAGCAUGCCUACAUGGCGCGCUGUGAGGAGCACGACAAGGCCAAAGCAGCCGCUAGUAGAGCAGCAGAGGAAGAUGGAGGAGGCUCGACCACCAAGUCUCUGGGCAAGAAGUUACGAGUGGAAGAAGACGCUCGCAACAAGGCUGAAGAGGCAGAGGCCACCUACAGGACAUGUAUAGCAGACGCCACCACCCAGCAGCAGGAGCUGGAACACGUCAAGGUCAAUGUGCUCCGACUGCUGCAGGAGGUCAUCAAACAGAGUGACCAGACACUGCGCUCGGCCACCAUCUCGUACUACCAGAUAAUGCACAUGCAGACAGUGGUGUUGCCGGUACACUACCAGACUCUGUGUGAGAGCAGUAAGCUGUAUGACCCGGGACAGCAGUACGCUGCCCACGUCAGAGACCUGCAGCUCACUGAGGAGCCUGAGGUCACCUACCAGUUUGAGCCCUACACCGCCACCACAGCCUCCACACAGCAGCCAGCUCGACCCCUUACUGACAGCUUCAACACAGACCAGCACAGCAGCUCUGAGGGUCAACCCAGCACCGGAGAGACCACUACAGGAGAGGACCGCAGCGCUGAAAACGCCAGAAAGAGACAAAGCCACAAAUCGUGGGGUUCUGCAGUGAGUGAUGCAGACAGUGUAGAAGGGGAAUCUCCUACCACCAGUUCAGGUGACAUCAGUAAAAUGGCGCGCACCUCCUCCACCGGGACCAUGUCAUCCAAUGAGGAUCCAGAUGAGAAGGACGGGAACGUGGCCUCCUUUGAAGCACCAAACAUAAAUGGUAUGGAGCCUGAGAUUGCGGUUCCAACCGGACCUUUCCGGAACAUUGGGCUCUCCAAAGCCGCCCAGACUCAUCGGCUGCGUAAACUCCGCACCCCGUCCAAGUGUCGGGAGUGCGACAGCUACGUGUAUUUCCAGGGAGCAGAGUGUGAGGAGUGUUUCCUGGCAUGUCAUAAGCGGUGUCUGGAGACGUUGGCCAUCCAGUGUGGCCAUAAGAAGCUGCAGGGUAGACUCCAGCUGUUCGGCCGAGACUUCUCCCAGGUGUCCAGCGGCAGCUCUGACAGCAUCCCCUUCAUCAUCACUAAGUGCAUUUCCGAGAUAGAGAGACGAGCCCUGAAGAUGAAGGGUAUUUACAGAGUAAAUGGGGUGAAGACUCGUGUAGAGAAACUGUGUCAGGCCUUUGAGAACGGCAAGGAAUUAGUGGAGCUCUCACAGUGUUCCCCCCACGACAUCAGCAACGUCCUCAAGCUCUACCUCCGACAGCUUCCGGAGCCCAUCAUGCCGUUCCGCCUGUAUAACAGCCUCAUGGGGUUAGCCAAGGAGAGUCUGCAAACUGAGGGAGGGGAGGCCGGGACAGGAGGAGGGGAAGCCGGGACGGGGAAGGGGCCAGAGCUGGUGGACCUAGGACCAGAUACGGACCCAGCGGUCCUGGCCGUGGUGGAUAGACUUAGGGAGCUGGUGAAAGAGCUGCCCAAGGCUAAUGUAGCCACGCUGCGCUACAUCGUACGCCACCUGCGCAGGAUUGCAGAGUUGGAGCAGGACAAUAAGAUGAGUCCCAGUAACCUGGGCAUCGUUUUUGGCCCCUCUCUGAUACGGCCCCGGCCCACAGGGGCCACAGUGUCCUUGUCCUCUCUAGUAGACUACCCCCACCAGGCCCGCAUCAUAGAGACUCUCAUAGUCUUCUACACAGACAUCUUCCAGUCCAAAUCCUCUAGCACCAGAAGUCGCCCAUCCUUCAUCUCCACCCAACAGAGUGUCAGUGUGGAUGUUGAUGAGGGCAGCAGUGCCGUGGUAACUGAAGGAGAGGAACAGGAAGCCAAUGAGGAACAGAGCAGAACAGACUCUGACAAGAUGGAGGAGGGCUGUGACAGUUUUCCAGGUUCCCUGGGCUCCAGUGAGCAGAUUGUGGACUCUGACUCAGAGCUGGAUGAGACUGGGAGGGGGUCCACACACCAUCCACACUGCCUGGUCAAACAGGAGAGUGAGGUCAGCACAGAGGAUGACCAACUGAGCUGUAGGGAUAGUCUGGAACUCUCCAGCCAGUCUCUACCCCAGACCGACCCGGAUCCAGACCAAGACCAGGAGGGUCCCGAUGCCUCAGACCACGACCCCCCUGAGCCCCCAGACAGCGAGCCCCCGGACCUAGAGGUGUCUGAGGAGGAGCUGAGCGUCUCCCUGGCUGAGCUCAACAUGAAUCAGUCCAACAACUAUGUUCUGGGCCAUGUGUGUAGCAAAUCUCAGUUUGCUGCCGAGGGACAGGGAGACAGAGUUUGUGUAAACAUUACCUGUGCAAUGUGUCAACCUCACUGAAAGGCUUUACUGGAAUUGCAUGAUGUAUGAAGUGUAAGUUUUAUAUGUACUUCAAGAGUCUGGUGACGUCUUUAUUUUGGUGGGGAUGUUACCAUGGAUCCUGGUUUUAGCUUUUGUAUUAGAAUGUCAGCAUUGAAUAUACUACAUGACACAUCCCUCAUGGACACUUAGUUAUAGCUGUUUUCUGCCAUCAUUCAUUGUAGUUAUAACAAGCUGUGACUUAACAAUUUGGAAAAUAAGUGCCUUAUAGAUUAUUGCUGUGGCAAUUUGUAUUUCAAACUUUUUUUUAACAUUUAGUUUUUUACAUUGCUCUUAAAAGCUUGAAUAAUGCAUGUCUAGUAGUGAGAGAUCUUUCUCUUGUAUGUGUGAUUGUUGUGUGGGAUGCAUUUCUAAGAUAAUUAUUCCAGGUAUUUAAAGUGCUGCUGGUUUUAUUUCAGCACUAAAAUCCCCCCCAAAAAUUGGUUUUAUAAAUUGUAUCAUUUUGCCUUAUGUUGGAUGGAUUUGUCUUUAUUGGUUGAAUUCACUUUUUUUUUUGUCAGUGUAUUGUAAUAAAGAGUAUGCUAUUAUAAA